This is a messenger RNA of Prorocentrum cordatum, 278 nucleotides long. The record is from the annotation of a GenBank genome assembly. Lineage: Eukaryota; Dinophyceae; Prorocentrales; Prorocentraceae.
GCGAAACAUGGAAGACGCUUGGGGGCAACGUCCAGUACAGCGAGCAGAGGGUCAACACGUGGUGCACUGCGAUGAUGGACGAUUGCCUGAAGGAGUUCGCCAAGGCGGCCAAGCCCUUCAAGUACGCGGUCACCUGCAUCAUCAUGCAGAAGAACGGCUCCCCGUUGCACACGGGCCUCGCGCUACACAGGGACACGAAGACAGACGGCGUCGCUUGCGUCCAGGUGGGCCUCGACACCAUGGACGUCAUCGUCACGGUCUGCGCCUGCAUGAUCUGA